CCCUCUCCAGCACUGCAUUUGUCGCUCACAUGUGUCGGUUGUGCUGUUAGCAUAUUUUACCCAUAUUUAUUCAAAGUAUUUAUUAAAACUUGGCCCAAAAUGAUUGUGUCGACUAAUAAAAGCAAUCCGAAUGCCCUGAAAUUGUUAAUUGGAGGAGAAAUCAGUGGAAAUUCUGUUGACGUAAGAAUUGUCCCGACCAAUGAUAGUCCUCUGGGUCGUCUGCCCACUCUAAAAUUGCCCAAUGGAAUAACCUUGAUAAGCUCCAACGCAGCAUUGCAGUAUCUAGUGCCAGGGGAUGAACAACAAGAUGUUCUUGUGAAUAAAUGGCUUGAAUGGGACUCGACGCAACUGCAGCCAGCAGUGGUCUCCUACGGGAGUUCCGGCUCCCUCGACACGUCCCACAAGCCGCGAAUCUGGUCGCUCCUAACCCAGCUAAACACCUCCCUAAAGUCCCAAAAGUACGUAAUAACCGCCUCCCCAACCUCCGCGGACAUCGCCAUCUUCUCCACCCUCUGGUGCACCAUCACCGUGACAGAGAUCUCAAAGGAGCUCUCCACCGAGUUCCCCCACGUGGACCGAUGGCUGAAAGACCUUGAGGCCCUCCCAGCGAUGCAGUCCCCCCUCUCGAAACUCCCCCUCCUCGACCUCGAGCGCGGCCUCAAGUCCAUCUCCAGCCUCCACACAUCCACCUGGUUUCCCCUCAACUCCUACACCGGCGUCCGCAGCCAAAAGCCCCCCCAAGACGUGAAUACCCCAUCGUCCCCCACCAAAGAGCCAGAAACAGCGAUAACCAAACACGAGCUCGAGACCUCGAGGAACAACUGGUCGAGCCCUGCGCACCCCUCGAUAAAGCCCCCGACAUACCCAGUCCUUCCAAAGCAAAACGAGCGAAAUAUCUUAAUCACAUCGGCCCUUCCCUACGUCAACAAUGUCCCCCACCUAGGCAAUAUUAUUGGCUGCGUCCUGUCAGCAGACGUCUUCGCGCGUUACUGCCGGCAACGUGACUACAACACCCUCUACAUAAGCGGAACCGACGAGUACGGAACAGCGACCGAAGCCAAAGCCCUCGAAGAAAACAUGACGCCCCAAGAGAUCUGCGACAAAUACUUUGGCAUUCAUAACGACAUCUACCGCUGGUUCAACAUUGGUUUCGAUUACUUCGGGAGGACAACAACACCCGAACAAACCGAGAUCGUCCAGGAGUCGUUUCUCCGCAUCAAAUCCCAAGGAUACAUAAUAACUGAGAGCGUUGAUCAGCUUCUCUGCGAACACUGUGAUCGUUUUCUCGCCGACAGGUUCGUGGAGGGUACCUGCCCUGGGUGUAAAUACGAGGACGCCAGGGGUGAUCAGUGCGACGGCUGCGGCCACCUUGUCAACGCCACUGAUUUGAUAAACCCCAGGUGCAAAGUUUGCUCGAAAACGCCAGUGAUAAAAGCAUCCAAUCAGUUUUUCCUGGAUCUGCCCAAGAUUCAGCCGAACCUCAAGGAAUGGGCCUCCAAAGCCGAGAAAUUUUGGUCGAAUGUGGCUAGGGCUGUGACGAGGCCCUGGCUGAGAGAUGGGUUGAAACAGAGGUGCAUCACGAGAGACUUAAAAUGGGGGAUUCCAGUUCCCCUCGAGGGAUUCAGGGACAAAGUCUUUUACGUCUGGUUUGACGCACCACUGGGAUACAUCAGCAUCACCAAGAGGUAUACUCAGGAGUACGAGAGAUGGUGGAAACCCAGGGAAGACACCAAAGUCGAUCUGUACCAGUUCAUGGCCAAGGACAAUGUUCCCUUCCACGCCAUCAUGUUUCCUGCCACAUUGCUCGCUGCUGAUCAGGGCCACACGCUUGUAAAGCACAUCAUGGCUACGGAAUAUCUCAACUACGAGGACACAAAGUUCUCAAAGUCCCGGGGAAUCGGGGUCUUCGGUACUGACGCCAGGGAGACGGGAAUUCCCGCUGAUGUCUGGAGAUUCUACCUGACGUACAUCAGGCCUGAGAGCCAGGACUCAAACUUCAACUGGGUGGAUCUUGCCACCAAGAAUAAUUCCGAGCUACUGAACAAUUUUGGUAAUUUUGUCAAUCGGGCGUUGACAUUCGCUGUGAAGAACUUCAAGGGAGUUGUUCCAGAGAUGGAGAUUAGGGAGGAAGAUCUUCAGGUUUUGGCUCUCGUGCAGAGGGAGUUGAGUCAGUAUAUUGUGGCGAUGGAGCAGGGAAAAUUCAGGGAUGGAGUGAGGCAUCUGCUGGCGAUAUCCAAGCAUGGGAAUCAGUACAUGCAGUCGCAGCAGCCCUGGGUUUUGAUUAAAGAGAAGGGGAAGGACCGAGUGAGGGCUGCAGGAACGGUUAUCGGGGUUUGUUGUAAUAUCAGUUGUCUUCUGUCGGCGCUGCUGGGGCCCUUCAUGCCGGAGACCUCGCGGGAGCUCAGAAAGCAAUUGGGCCUUGAUGGAAGCACCUAUGGCUACAUUCCCGAUACGGUUUCCAUUCUCCUGCCAACGGGGCAUCAGCUGGGGGAGGCCUCACCGUUGUUCAGUAAGAUUGAGGAGUCGGUGGUGGAGGAGUUGAGGAAAAAGUACGCCGGCAAGCAGGAGAAUGGCAACAAUGGGACAAGGGCUGGUGAGAGUGUCGAGGAGCUGCAGGCGCUAAUUGCUGCCCAGGGGGUGAAGGUCAGGGAACUCAAGGCCAAGACCGACAAGAGUGUCUGGCAACCGGAGGUCCAGAUUCUACUGCAGCUGAAGGGAAAAUUAGCGAAGAUGACGGAGUCUUCGGAGGGGACUGUUAAUACAGCGACUAUUGGGGUCGAGAAACAGGUCAAUGGACCCACUCAGAAUGGAAAAAAUGAGUAUGAUAUUGCUGCCUUGGAGGCUGCCAUUGCUAGACAGGCACUGUUCGUACGAGAUCUCAAAGCCAGCGCCGACAGAAGUGUGUGGCAGCCCGAAGUGAACACUCUCCUAAAAUUGAAGAAAGAACUGAGUGAUGCGACUGGUGUGAUAACACCAAAUCCGGGUGACAAGAAGUCAAAGAAGAAGAAGUAGAUUAAAUUAUUAUUAAUGGUUUGUCUUGCUCAUAAAUGAGCCGCGCAGCAUUGUUGUUUCGGCGCAAUGUGACCGGUUGACCCCCGGCACUCCCACACGUUCAAGUGUGAAAAUCACGUAAACAAUAAACAAAUGAAUUUUUUUUUAAAGUGAAUCAAUGAAUUCUCAAAAUGCUGUUGAAACAUUUAUACCUUCUUCACAGUAUUAAAUAAGCCCUGCACUGAAAAUAAAAUAAUGUUAUUUAUUCUGUAUUUACACAGGAAAUAUUAAAGUUUUUUUUAAUCAUUGAAAUUAAUGAGAGAUAUGUAGUUGUUGGAAUUAUUAAUCGAAUAGAUGUAUAAAUAGGAAGAUAAUUCGACAGUGACUAGCAUGAGAAUGUUUUUUUUUUCUAAUAAUAACGAAUUUCGUUUCACUCGAGGGCGAAUGGAGGCGACUGAUGGGUCGUCAAGUAAAAUUUCCCACGCAAUCUGAAAGUAGAAUAAAUAAAGAUGAUGCCUAUCUGUA
This is a messenger RNA of Diachasma alloeum, 3516 nucleotides long. RefSeq names its product methionine--tRNA ligase, cytoplasmic (gene MetRS). Gene Ontology annotation, biological process: methionyl-tRNA aminoacylation. The coding region runs from base 100 to 3012 and encodes 970 amino acids. The transcript has 4 exons. The record is from RefSeq and is a predicted model, not a curated record. Gene Ontology annotation, molecular function: ATP binding; methionine-tRNA ligase activity. Lineage: Eukaryota; Metazoa; Arthropoda; Insecta; Hymenoptera; Braconidae. Gene Ontology annotation, cellular component: cytosol; aminoacyl-tRNA synthetase multienzyme complex.